AUGUCUGAAUAUAGAAGCACUAAAAAAUGGAAAAUAGUAGCUGACGAAUACGGUAUAGAAAAUAUCAAAGUGACAGCAAUAGAUCAAAAAAAAUCAGAGAACGGAUCGCCUCGUAGAGGGGAGGAGGAUGAAAUUAGUAUGGAAUCGAAAACAAACCUUAAAGAAAACCUAACUGAAUCUAAUAAAACAUUUUUAAAGAAUGAAGGAGAUUAUGAUUCGCUUCAUUCUAAAAAAACUAUCAUCUCAGAAAAAAACAAUGGUAUAAAAGAAGAUCCCGAUGCUUCGCCACCAAGACAAAGAACCCGAAGAGACUCUGACGCUUCGCCACCUAGACAAAGAACUCGGAGGGAUUCUGAUGCUUCGCCACCUAGACAAAGAACUCGAAGGGAUUCUGACGCUUCACCACCAAGACAAAGAACUCGAAGGGACUCUGACGCUUCACCACCAAGACAAAGAACUCGGAGGGAUUCUGAUGCUUCGCCACCUAGACAAAGAACUCGAAGGGAUUCUGAUGCUUCGCCACCUAGACAAAGAACUCGAAGGGAUUCUGACGCUUCACCACCCAGACACAGAACUCGCAGAAAUUCUGACUCUUCACCACCGAGGCAUAAAAGACGAAGAGAUUUUAAUGCAUCCCCAACCAGACGAAAAGAUCGUAAAGAUUCAGAUUUUCGCUCACCUAGAAGAAGACACGAAAAUAAUUCGGAUUCAUAUUCAUCAUCGAGAAACAAAAAAAACAAUUCCUACAAAUCCGUCGAUGAUAGAAAUUUUUCAUCCCCCAAAAACCGCGAUAAAAACGUGGAUAAUCGAAAUGAUAAGUACGGGUUAAACGUAAAAGAAAAGGUUAACGUGGAAAUAAAAAAAGAAAAAAAAACAUUAACGGGAAAAAAAGCGGGUCUACAAAGCGCGGAAGAAAUGAGAAAAGAAGCCGUCAUACUCCGGCAAAAAGAAAAAGAAAUGUUUGAAAAGAUGUCGGACGAUGUUACCGGGAAAGACGCAGAAGCGAUCGUGAGAAAUCGUAAAACAGGACGACGUCACGACGCCAAAGAAGAAGCGAGAAAAAAAAGGGAAAAAGAAGAAAAAGAAGCCGAAAGGAUCGCACAAUAUGCCGUUUGGGGUAAAGGGGUGAAACAAGUCAAAGACAGAGAGGAUAAAAUAAACGACGACCUAUACGAAAUGUCUAAACCCCUUGCGAGGUACAAAGACGACAAAGAUCUCGACGAAAUGUUAAAAAAUCAAGAAAGGGAUGGGGAUCCGAUGUUGGAAUACAUAAAACGUAAGAAGAAAAAAACCGAAUCGGGAUCGAAUGCGAAACCCGAAUACCAGGGUCUAUAUUUACCCAACAGAUACGAUAUCAAACCGGGUCACAAAUGGGACGGGGUCGAUAGGUCAAACGGUUACGAGAAAAAAUGGUUCGAAGAACAAAGUGCUAAAAAAGCGCGGGAAGAAGAAGCGUUUAAAUGGAGUACGGCGGACAUGUAA
Messenger RNA from Pediculus humanus corporis (human body louse), 1482 nucleotides. RefSeq names its product coiled-coil domain-containing protein, putative. Bases 1 to 1482 code for a protein of 493 amino acids. The record is from RefSeq and is a predicted model, not a curated record. Gene Ontology annotation, cellular component: U2-type spliceosomal complex; RES complex. The transcript is spliced from 4 exons. NCBI's taxonomy places the organism in Eukaryota, Metazoa, Arthropoda, Insecta, Psocodea, Pediculidae. Gene Ontology annotation, molecular function: RNA binding. Gene Ontology annotation, biological process: mRNA splicing, via spliceosome.